Telopea speciosissima is the source of this 438-nucleotide messenger RNA. RefSeq names its product S-protein homolog 29-like. The record is from RefSeq and is a predicted model, not a curated record. Lineage: Eukaryota; Viridiplantae; Streptophyta; Magnoliopsida; Proteales; Proteaceae. Bases 1 to 438 code for a protein of 145 amino acids. The transcript has a single exon.
AUGACGAUGAGGAGGAAGUGGAAGAACAACUCCCAAUUGCUUCCCGUCCUCCUUGUCAUCGCAUUAAUGGCCUUGUCUUCAAUGCCAUACACUGUAGAUGCCAAACUCCAUGUGUACAUCAUCAACGAACUGGGUCUGUUGGACUUAGACAUCCAUUGCAAAUCCAAAAACGAUGAUCUUGGGGAGCAUAAACUUUAUUCUGGCCAAGAGUACACCUGGAGUUUCAAUGAAAACAUUUUUGGUGGAACGCUAUACUGGUGCAACUUUUACUGGGUGAACAACGGGGACAAUGUUCAUGCCGGUUACCAAGUCUUUGAUCAAGCUAAACAGCCCGGAUUACCUGCCCAAGACUAUUUUUACAAGGUGAGAAAGGAUGGCAUAUACUUCGGCCACAUUAGAGAUGGACACUUUACAAAGGUCAGCGAUUGGUCGACAUAG